UCAGAAACUUCAGAACAUUCAGUAAGAGACAUGAGUGAGCAGCAGAGACAAACAAACAGCAAGAGCUGGACUGUAGACGGUCAACCAAAGGCUCAAAGGCGUAAAAACAGGACAUAGCACAGAGACUGUCAGUAAACAAGGCCAUGCAGCAACAGAGCGGGUCUUUCUUGGGCUAAAAAUAUGCAGGAUCUUGACAAAUGUCAUGAAGUGAUUGAUAACUCCAUAGACAUGGACAGGCUGAAUCAGAACGUUCCAGAACAUGGUCAUCUGACUCAUCGGGUCUUACAGAGCACAUCGCUGGACCUGAUUGAAACAGGCAAGACUCUCAAAGUCCAGGCAGAACGGCCCCAUCUUGUCAGCUUGGGAAGUGGCCGUCUGAGUACGGCUAUAACUCUGCUGCCCCUGCCAGAGGGGAAGACUACACUCGGCCAUGGGAACACAGACAUUAAUAUUCAGGGUCCCGGUGUCACUGCUCAGCAUUGCUACAUUGAAAAUGUGGGGAGAGCCAUUACCCUGUACCCCUGUGGAAAUCAGUGCUCAUUGGAUGGCUUAGCAGUUACCAAACCUGUCAGACUCACACAAGGGUGUAUGCUGUGUUUUGGUCAGUCAGCCUUUUUCCGCUUUAACCACCCAGAGGAGGCCCUCAGGAUGAAGAGUUUGAUGCCAGGUGGAAGCUCUGGAUUUACCAGUACCUACAAGAACCACUCAGAAACCCAUGGGCAGCUCAAUGGAAACCAUCCUCCUGUGAACGAUCGAUCUCGUCCUGGACAUGGCACUCUUGUGCGGUCUAUUGAAAAGGACCUUCAAGACAUUAUGAAUUCUCUGUCUAUGGAUGAAGGCCAGACUUCCUCAUCUGAGCACUGUAAAAAAGCCCGCCACCCCAUUUCACAGUCUGCCAUGCUCAACGGGGGUGGCCACAGUCUUGUCUCACCUCCAACCAGUCCUGGUGCUUUUUCAGUAAGCUCCAGCUAUGAAAAAACCAGUCUUCCUUUCUCCCCCAUCUCCACCUCCUCUGUGGUUAGCAGUCCAGGGGCUUGUUUGGACUCCUCCAAUACCCGUUCCACCAGCUACACCCACACCGUCCAGCCCCCGGUGCCACAACCACGCACUUUUGCAUCCAAGGCCAGCAGUUCCAAUGGGGGACUAAAGGAUCAAGAAAGUCCCAGGCUUCAAAAAGCCUUGACUGAAACCCCCUCAAGCCCUGCUACAAACCGUAGAGGUGAGAAUCCACACCUGGCCCAUGGUUCCUCCUCUUCGUUACUAUCAUUUGCAUCUGGAGAUUUAAGCAGACAGGUCAAUACCAGACUCCCCUCCUCAUCCUCACCGGCAUCUUCUAGCCCUCGAUCCAGUGUUGGCUCAUCAGUCCAAGAAAAUUCUUCUAGUCUUCAGUCCCAUUCUCAUGCACUCCUUCCUCCAGACAGUCCCCAGUCGUCCCGCCGUGGUGUAGAAUUGUCUAGUAUGCGUCAACUUCCUCCUCUCAGUCCCUCUGCAUCACGCAAAGGUGUCCUUGGGGUGCCUGUUCUCCCUGGAGCUCUACCUAGUGUUCCUUUGACCUCUCGUGGCCGGACUGUACCAGAGAGUCCUCGUCUCCAACGACGAACCACAGCAGAGGAUGAAGCAGGAAAUAUGAGAUUGCACGCCAGAAGUCCAUCUCCUGUAUCAGCUCUUUUGAAGGACCAGCCUGGCGGAAAGCAGAACGGUGGUCUCAACCCAGCUUUUGGCUCUCAGACAGGGGCAUCUCCUCUCACUAGUCCCCGUAACCAGAGAAAGAACUCAAGGGAGCCUCGGCAGGUCCAGACGCGCACACGGGAACGCAAGAACAGCAUUUCAGAGGUCAGCGACAAAGAGGAAGACCUACUGGAGUACCAUCGCUGGCAGAGAGAGGAAAGGAUGCGCGAGCAGGAAAUGGAGAGGCUGGAGAGGCAGAGGCUUGAGACCAUCCUGAAUUUGUGUGCCGAGUAUAAUAAGAGUGAUCCUCCGGUUGGCUUGGACGCAGGGAGGGCGUGUCAGUUCCCGGGUAUGGAGGAGGUCUCUGUUCGACGACCCGGCCCUGUCCCGGCGAGUGUGCCGGCCCAGAGCUCUCAGAGACCGAGAGAGAGUGAGGAGGAGAACCUGAAAGAGGAGUGUAGCAGCACUGAGAGCCAGCACCAGGAGCAUGAAGAUUCCUCAGUGCUGGGGCAGCAGGAGAGAGCGUAUCUGGAGGAAGAGCGGCUCAGGGUUCUGGCUCGGGUGGACGAGCUGAAGACUCGUGUCACUGACCUGGAACAGCAGAUACAGGAGUCCAGACAGGAGGCAGAGAUGGAGAGAGCAUUACUGCAGGGAGAACGGAGGGCAGAGCUUGAUCAAGUGGAGACAGAGUUGGAGAUCAUCAAUCAACUUCAGCUGAAACUGAAUGAAGUGGAAAAUGCAACUCAGAAGGAGAAAGAGAAGGAGAGAGCAAAAGUCUCAACUGAGCGGGAUGUCCUGGCCAGACUGAGGGAUUCGUACAGUGAGCUGAAGGGCCAGCUUCAUAAAUGCCCAGAAUCACUGAGGGAGCACUUACAGGAACAACUGACCAGGAAGGUGGAGGCUCUGGAGUCGGCCACUAAGCGCUUUGAGGAUUUGGAGUUCCGCCAGUUGGAGCGAGAGAGUGGCAUAGAGGAGGAGAAGGAGACAGUCAGCAGGCAGCUGUUGCAAGAGAAGGCAGAGUAUCACCGGAGUGUGGCUAAAAGGAAGGAGAAAAUGGCAGCUCUGGAGAUCCAUGCUAACCAACUUGGACUUCAGGCAGCUCAGGAUUGUGAAAUGAUGGCCAAAGAUAGAACACUGGGCCUGCAGAUGCUCCACAAGGAAAAGGAGAGACUGUCUGCCCUGGAGAAGAGAUACCAGAGCCUAACUGGUGGAAAUACUUUCUCCAAGCCUAGCAGCACGAAGGAGGAAGUGCUCUACAUCAAUGAACCUGACUUUUUUGAUGAGCUCCCUUCCCAGAAUUCUCUGCUCCCUUCUUCUUGUUGUCAAAGAUCCACCACUCAGAUAUAUUCUAACAGGCAACAGGAGGAGUACCUCAAACUCUCUGAUGUAUAUAAGAUGUAUGGGAACGGAUGUAUCCCCUCCCAAACUGCUUUCCCUAACGCUCUCUGUGUACCGCUGGCUGUAACAUCAGACACACCUCGUGAGGAGUAUGUGACAGUCAGUCAGUUAAACCAGCUGUUCGGGAUGCCUAAAGUUGACCCCUCCCCCACAUCUUCCGUCCAAUCAUUCCAAGCUAUUGUCGCUGAUCCUGUCCACUCCAGCCACACAUCCCAGUGUGGCUCCUCCCAGUCACUUCCUGUUGAGACCCAGCCUGCAUGGAGUAGGCCUUCAAUCCCCAGGCUAGAUUCAGAGCGCUGGUACCAGGAAAUCAUGGCAGCUGGGGAGUCCAGUCAUGCCUGUCCUCCCCCUCUGCCUGCUAAGUGUCUCUCCUCACGUAAACCUAUGCAGAUCUGUAAGCAGGAUGGAGAGCUGGGACAGACCAAUGGCACCUUUACACCCCUGCCUUCCAUGACCACAUCAGGCAGAAACACACCCACCAAAAGUCUCCCAGACCUAUCUCCUGCUUAUUUGGACUUAGACUCCAGGAGACAGUUAGAUCUACAGGGCAGAGGGCUCUAUACAUGUGAUGAUUCCAGAAUCAGGCCUACGGAUCCUAAACACAGCCAGUGGGGGGCACCACCUUCAGGAAUUCCCAUGGUACACCACUCCAUUCUUCACCACCAAGCACCCCCAGCAGGAGAGUCGACGUAUGACACUCUGAGUUUGGAGAGUUCCGACAGCGUGGAGACCAGCGUAUCUACCGGCAACAACUCCGCCUGUUCACCUGAAAGCAGCAAUGGGCUGGCAGGACUGAGGCUGGAGGAGAUGGAGAAGAUGUUGAAGGAGGCCCAGCAGGAGAAAGCCAGACUGGUGGAGAGUCGAGAGAGAGAAGUCCAGGCACGAAAGCAGCUGCUGGAGGCCGAGAGGAGGAGGCGAGAGGAGGUAGAGAGGAGGCUGAUGGAUGAGACUGUGCACAGGCAGAGACUUGUGGAGGAAGAGGUCAAGAUGAGAGAGAAACAGUGUUCUCAGGCUCGGCCAAUGACGCGCUACCUACCUAUUCGAAAAGAGGAGUUCGACCUGCGUUCUCAUGUGGAGUCAUCAGGCCACUGCGUGGACACAUGUCCGUUUGUCAUUGUUACAGAGAAAAUGUGCAAGGGUCAUCUUGUGAAGAUGGGCGGCAAGAUCAAAUCCUGGAAAAAACGCUGGUUUGUCUUUGAUCGGCUUAAAAGGACCUUCUCUUAUUACGUAGAUAAACACGAGACCAAACUGAAGGGUGUCAUCUACUUCCAAGCCAUAGAGGAGGUGUAUUACGAUCACCUGCGCAGCGCAACUAAGAGUCCAAAUCCUUCGCUAACCUUCUGCGUGAAGACUCAUGAUCGACUUUAUUUCAUGGUGGCACCGUCUCCAGAGGCCAUGCGAAUUUGGAUGGACGUCAUAGUAACGGGUGCCGAGGGCUACACGCAGUUUAUGACCUGAGGGAGAGCGGAUGCAAUUCUCCCUGCAGUGAUCUGAGAUUUACCAGGAUGUGUAACAUAUCCAGAAUUGUGUCAAAACCUUCAGACGGCACUGACUGACUUCUUUGUCAUCAUGAUUAGGGAAGAACUGAAUUCAGGCCGGCCUGAUGACGAUGACAUAUUAUUGUGCAACUAAUGCUCAGAAUUGAUGUUACUAAAAAGAGAAGCUGAUAUAUAUAUAUAUAUAUAUAUAUAGAGAGAGAGAGAGAGAGAGAGAGAGAGAAAGAGAGAGAGGGAGCGCGUUUAUCUAUGUAUUAUUGUAAUACAGAGACAGUUACAGAGCUUACAGUAUUUUAUGGCAUUUCAAAUCAAUCAUAUGCACAGUACUUUUAUUUAAUAGCUCUAUAGUUUUAUGGUGCCAAGUCUUCAGGUGUAUAUACGUCGAUGUAUUACCAACACUUAUCUUUACUUUUAGUUAUUUAGGCCCAGUUACAUGAUUACAAUGAGAUUAAACUUAAUAGCAUUUGAUAGCUUUCAUAAUAUCUUUUUAGGUGGGGAGGCAGAAUUCAUAUUUUUAAUUGCUUUAAAAGAUAUUUCAUAUGUUGUCUUUAUCUGUAUAAUAUAUAAUUAUAUAACUUUUUUGCUGCAAAGAUUCUUAAACAAAUGGCCCAGGUGCUCAGACAUGUAACUAAAAACUAUAUGCCUGCUGCCUGAUUUGUAACUUUAUUAUACGAGAUUAUUUGGUAGGGGACCAUUGCAGUAAACACUUUUGUUUUCAAGGUCUUGGUACGUUUGUACCAACAGGUUUUGUUUUGCCAAAGCUUCACCCGUGUUGAUAUGUGUACUCUAAUUUGCACAUCUUUUAUUUCAGGGUUUUUAAAAUGUAUGGAUGUGCCUCUAUGAUUUAUUAUCAGAUAUUUUGUGUAUUGUGCUAUUCAGAUUAUUGAUAUCCUCUUGGACCUCUUCUAAGUCAAUGAGAAAAACAGUGUGAACUUUUGAUAAUUCAGUGUCAUAGCACUAACAAUGUAUUUCUAAAUAUUAACAUUUUUUUCAUUUGACAUAAAUAAGUAUUAUAUACUCUAAGGAAAAUAAAAGUCUAUAACAAACAAUUUUUUCUUGUAGUCACAUAGAGCAGGGCUAGUUGUCACACCUUUUACUCCAGUGAAUAUUUCUCAGGGUUGGUUUAUUUUUAAAAAUCAAUUUUUUAUAAACACGUACCUUAAAGUUUUGAUUGCAAAAUGUUUGCCCAUUCCCAGCC
Messenger RNA from Rhinichthys klamathensis goyatoka, 5760 nucleotides. RefSeq names its product pleckstrin homology-like domain, family B, member 1a (gene phldb1a). Gene Ontology annotation, cellular component: basal cortex. The record is from RefSeq and is a predicted model, not a curated record. The transcript is spliced from 25 exons. Lineage: Eukaryota; Metazoa; Chordata; Actinopteri; Cypriniformes; Leuciscidae. Gene Ontology annotation, molecular function: protein binding. The coding region runs from base 181 to 4524 and encodes 1447 amino acids. Gene Ontology annotation, biological process: regulation of microtubule cytoskeleton organization.